Messenger RNA from Engraulis encrasicolus (European anchovy), 7787 nucleotides. RefSeq names its product tripartite motif-containing protein 3-like. The record is from RefSeq and is a predicted model, not a curated record. Gene Ontology annotation, molecular function: zinc ion binding; translation repressor activity; ubiquitin protein ligase activity. NCBI's taxonomy places the organism in Eukaryota, Metazoa, Chordata, Actinopteri, Clupeiformes, Engraulidae. The transcript has 15 exons. Gene Ontology annotation, biological process: negative regulation of translation; protein polyubiquitination; proteasome-mediated ubiquitin-dependent protein catabolic process. Bases 255 to 2585 code for a protein of 776 amino acids.
CGAUCCGUUCACACUUCCCCCCCUUUCGCCGCGGCUCAAACGCCCGCCUGCCUGCACUCUCGCUAGCUUGUCCUUCUGACGCCUGUCGCCUGUGCUUGGGUCUCGUUAUUGGGGAGCGGCCGAAAGCAGCGGAUUUUUGACCAUGGGUAGCUCCUGGCGCGCCGAGCGAUGCUGACUCUCCACCGCCUCCCGUUCCGCGUCUCAUGUUGAGCGGUGCCCCUGCCUGCCUGUGGCGUGUUGUCCUCGUCCUGUGAAUGUCUGUGGCCAUGGCGAGCACCAAGCGAGAGGCAGGAAGUGCCAGCCCUGUGGUGCGCCAGAUCGACAAGCAGUUCCUGGUCUGCAGCAUCUGCCUGGACCACUACUCCAACCCCAAAGUGCUGCCCUGCCUGCACACCUUCUGCGAGAGGUGUCUGCAGAACUACAUCCCUCCCCAGUCCUUGACGCUGUCGUGCCCGGUGUGCCGCCAGACGUCCAUCUUGCCUGAGAAGGGCGUGGCGGCGCUGCAGAACAACUUCUUCAUCACCAACCUGAUGGAGGUGCUGCAGAGGGACCCGGAGUGCGCCCAGCCCGAGGCCUGCAGCGUGCUGGAGUCUGUCACCGCCGCUUCCGCCUGCCAGCCGCUCUCAUGUCCUAACCACGAGGGCAAGGUGAUGGAGUUCUACUGCGAGUCAUGCGAGACCGCAAUGUGCCUGGAGUGCACGGAGGGGGAGCACAGGGAACACGUGACGGUUCCGCUGCACGACGUUCUAGAACAGCACAAAACCGCCCUCAAGAACCAGCUAGAUGCCAUUCGCAACAGGUUGCCACAGCUCACGACGGCGAUCGACACGGUGAAGGAGAUCUCUGAUCAGCUGACGGAGCGUAAGAACGAGGCGGUGAGCGAGAUCAACAGCACCUUCGAGGAGCUGGAGAGGGCCCUGCAGCAGCGCAAGACAGCCCUCGUCACCGACCUGGAGAACAUAUGCAGCUCCAAGCAGAAGGUGUUGCAGGGGCAGCUGUCGACCCUCCUGCAGGGCAAGGAGAACAUCCAGAGCAGCUGCAGCUUCACGGAGCAGGCCCUGUCUCACGGCAGCGCCACGGAGGUCCUGCUGGUCCAGAAGCAGAUGGGGGAACGCGUCGCCGCCCUGGCCUCACACGACUUUCCCGAGCGGCCACACGAGAACGGACACCUGGACUGCCAGGUGGAGACGGAGGGUCUGCGUCGCUCCAUCCAGAACCUUGGAGUACUACUGACCACCAGUGCAGUGGGCCACACCAGCGUGGCGACGGGGGAAGGGCUGCGCCACGCCCUGGUCGGACACCCCACCACCGUCACCGUGACGACGAAGGACAAAGGGGGCGAGCUGGUGCGCACGGGCAACGCUGAGAUCCGGGCCCGGGUUCUUGCAGCCGAUGGCACCACGACACACACAGAGGCGGAGGUGGUGGACAACAAGAACGGGACAUAUGAGGUGACGUAUGCCAUGCGUGCCGAGGGCGAGUACUCCUUCCAGCUCCUGCUGUACGGGCAGCCUGUGCGCGGGAGCCCCUUCCGGCUGCGCUCUGUCAAGGCCUCGGACGUACCUCAAUCACCUGACGACGUGAAGCGGAGGGUGAAGUCACCCAGCGUCGGGGGAGGGGGUCACGUCAGACAGAAGGCCGUCAGGAGGCCGUCCAGCAUGUACAGCACCACCAAGAAGAAGGAGAACCCCAUCGAGGACGAGCUCAUCUACAGAGUCGGCACGCGUGGAAGAGAGCGAGGGGAGUUCACCAACCUGCAAGGCAUCUCUGCCACCAGUAAUGGAAGGAUUGUGGUGGCAGACAGCAACAACCAGUGCAUACAGGUCUUCUCCAGUGACGGGCAGUUUAAGCUGAGGUUUGGGGUCAGGGGUCGUUCCCCUGGGCAACUGCAGCGCCCCACUGGGGUAACCGUGGAUACCAAUGGUGACAUCAUCGUGGCUGACUAUGACAACCGAUGGGUCAGCAUUUUCUCAUCAGACGGCAAGUUCAAGAAUAAAAUCGGUGCGGGGAAACUGAUGGGACCAAAAGGUGUGGCGGUGGACAAGAAUGGCCACAUCAUCACAGUAGACAACAAGGCCUGCUGUGUCUUCAUCUUCCAGUCCAACGGCAAACUGGUCACCAAGUUUGGAGCCAGAGGAACGUCAGAUAGGCAGUUCACAGAGAAGAGUGGUGCAAACAUUACACUGGAGCAAAAGCUUAGUAAAUCAGGCCCAGUGUUCAGCCCACACUUUGUUGCUGUUAACAACAAGAAUGAAAUCAUUGUGACAGAUUUCCACAAUCAUUCCGUGAAGGUGUACAGUGCUGACGGGGAGUUCCUGUUUAAGUUUGGCUCUCAUGGCGAGGGGAACGGCCAGUUCAACGCCCCCACUGGUGUGGCUGUGGACUCCAACGGCAACAUCAUUGUGGCAGACUGGGGCAACAGUCGGAUACAGGUGUUUGACUGCUCCGGUUCCUUCCUGUCCUACAUCAACACCACGGCAGACCCCCUCUACGGCCCUCAAGGCCUGGCCCUCACCAACGACGGACACGUGGCGGUGGCUGACUCCGGGAACCACUGCUUCAAAGUCUACCGCUACCUGCAGUAGCUUGGCCCUACAAGGGUCCGGCCGCGCCCACGUGUGGCCCAGUUACGGUCCACCGCUGGCCCACAUGUGGUGCCCUGAUCCUGGGUUGACAUCAGCAACAGCAGCAGCCUGCAGCUAAACAAACAGGCGGGACUUUACUACAGCUAGCCUAGCACUGAUGAACAAGGACACAACUAAAUGUAAAUGUACUGAAACAGGGUGCCACGACCUUCCUGUUAUUUACUUGUCUUUAAUUUUGCACAUAUUCUCAGCUUUCCCUUUUUUAUUUUAUGAUUGUACGUACAUUUGUUUUACUCAGAAGAACGGUGUGAGUAGGCUACCGUUUUGUUUUCACGAUAAAGCCUAAUGUGAAUAAUAAGACAGAUGAAGGAGAGGCUAGAUAAGCUUGGCUAACUUCAUGCCAUUGGCUAUUUGCCUGAUUCUGAAGGACAAUGUAUAACUCUUAUCACGUUAGCAAACGUCUCGGAGUGAGAGAUUUUUGAAAGCAGCAUGAAAAAAGCGAAACAUUUACGGCUGAUGAUUGAUUUGCGGUUUGCUUCUCCGUAGUGACUCGACCUGCAUAGCUAUUGUGCCAGCUUCUCUGUACAUAUUAUGAGCUGCCUGGUUAGUCUAAUUUAUUGAAGGAAAACUUCGUAAGUCUGACCAUCUGAUUCAUGUGAUUGUUUCAAAAUGAUCAUUUUAUCAGGAUUUUCCAAAAUUGAUGAAAGGGUUUGGGAAUGAGAUGGACGCCUUGAGGUUAACAAUAUGAAAUUCUAUUAAGGUGUACUGUGCCAUCGUCAUCAUAUUGUAAAUAUUAUUUCAAAAUCUACAUUUCCAAUAUGCUGGUAAGAUUUGUUGCAUACUUUACACCUCUAAAGCUCAUCUAUGGACAACCUUGUCCUUUUGUGAGCUCAGACGUCAUUCUAAAUCGUGUGAUCAUGGAGUCCUGGAACGCUGUCAUUUGAAAUGCACAUUUUAAGAUCUGAAGACCGAUGUGAUUUUGUGUGGAUGAAUAGGCGGAUAGCCAGCAUAACAUAUCAAUGCAUUUCGAGGAGGUUGUCCAGUAGAGGUGUAACUCUUGGUUCCCCUCACUAGGCUAGAAGUUCCUUUUGGAUGAAAGCUGAAUUGCCUUCAUACUCGUAAAGGUAUCCAGUUGUAGACCCACAGCAUACAAUUUACAUAAUUUGAAUGUCUUGAUUCCAUUCUCCCUGACCCCAUUGAAUCAAAUAAACACAGCUAUAUCACAGCUGAAACAUACAGGAACACCUUCAAAGGCAAAGGCUGAAGACCUGAAAAAUAUCUCAAAAUACUCUAUUUCUGGAGAAUAUACUUGUUGGUUUCAGCUGCAAGAUACAAUGCCAGAGCUCGCCAACACCCGCCACUCCAACUCACCAAACUCACACUCACACUCACACAAUUUGAAGCUGUGUCAUCUGUACAGUACAUUGAAUUGCUGUAUAUUAAUGCUUUUGUAUAUUGUGUAAAUUGCAUAGCUAUCUGUGGACCUCUCUUGACAUGACCUUGUUUCUAGUCUAGCAGCUCUCAAGUGCAGCAUCUCAGCUUCGCCAGUCUACUAGUACCAGUGUUGCCAGAUUGGGCAGUUACCUGCCCAAUUGGGCUGCUCUGGAUAGCGAUCUGCGGUUAAAAUUGUCAAAAACGGCCAUUGGUCGGGUUUUUCUGUAGUUUUAUGGGCAUGGAAAUCAAUACAAUUUGGUUGUAAUUGGGGCAGAAUUUAGCGCCUCCAAGCGUUUUUUUAAAACCCUUUGAGCUGGAUAUGAUCCGACACAUCUGGCAACACUGACUAGUACUGUGCUGUACUUCCUGUUCCGCCUGAGCAGGGCAGCUUGUAGUCAGAGCAGAGGAGGACAACUGGAUUGAGAAAGGAAAAAGUCUGGUCAUAUUUUCCACCUAGCUGAUCUCUUGUAAAAGAACACCAAGAGUUGCUUGAGCUUUAAAAAAAAUGCCUAUUUUUUUUUACUGGUUCUUAUUACUGUUACAGUACAGUGCAGUACAGAAGCAGUAGUUUGAAAAAAAGUAGUUUGAAAAAAAAAACAUUACUAAGUGCUGCUUGAAUAAUGGUGAUUUGAUUAAUUGGCCCAUCUACAGCAGCUAGGGAUCAGCUGGCUCAACGUUAUUUGCUAAAAUGAAUACUGUGGUAGGACUUCUCCUUUGAGAACCUCAACCCAGGAUGUCCAGCCUCUGCUCGUAGUCCAUACAGUAUGUGUUUGCAAAACCUGAAGCUUCAUACUCGAGCCUGGCCGUGCCAAUGUACUACAUGUGCUCUAUUUAUUGCUGACUUGAAUAGCACAACUUCUUUUUAUUUUGUCAAGUCUUUUUCACAAAAAAGCUGAAAAAAACAAAAAAAAACAAUGUUAAUUUAUUUUAUUUUGUACGCAAUCGUAUAGUUUACAAAAUUAUUUUUCUAAUUUGACGCUAUCUGAACUUUUCCUCUGCUGCUGGUAUACUGUAUGCCUUGACAUGACAAAAAAGCAUCUUUCUAGUCCCACUGCAUGAAAUCUUAACUGUGUAGCGAGCCUUUGCCUGUACAUCGAAACCAAGCCAACUUUUGGUUAGGUUUUUUUUGGUUUGUUUGCCAAAUAAUACCUUGUAUUUGUCAGUUGAUAACUUCACCCAUUCUGCAAACAUGCACAUUGGGACGUCAGUGCUACUUCCCACACUUAGAAUACACUCCUAUGUGCUAAGAAUUAAUCACAUUGUUGUUGAUCAUUCAGAAAAGAGCAACAUGUGAUUAUUUAUCUUCAGAAGUUGCCAAAUGUUUUGUAGUGCAGAGCAGCUUUGAGGCAUGGCUAGGAUAGAAGUUCAACUUACUCAGCAACAAAAAAACUCAUUUGCAUUUACAAUUUAUAUAGUUGAAUAUCAUUUUGGGUCACCCAAAACUCAAUUUGCAGUGUUUUUUAUUUAUUUUUUACUCCUUUUGUCCUGAUUGUCAUCAACUUUCAAAUCUCAAGAAGCAACGCCGCCGAAGCUGUUGCGUCACCAGGAGGGCCUAGCCUGGCUAGGUGAAAGCAGCACUCUCAGAUACUUUCAGCUCUGAUAUGGCACCUUCACUAUAGGAACUCCUUCACCAGUAAAGGGGUCUUCAAACACGUAGUAUAUUUGUUAUUUUUCCUCCCAUUACAUUAGAGUGUAAUGCAGCUGUUGUGAUGAUGGUAAACAGUACACAGUAGGCCCUAUACAUUACCAUUUAGAUGUUCCCUCCUCACCCAGGCAGAGGGAGUAACUGUAGCCUAUUCUACAGAGGCCAUUUCUCCAUCUUGCCUACAAAAUGUUUUGAAUUUGGCCUUCUUUUUCACCUACUAAUUUUCAUACAGUCCUUGAACUGUGUGGAAAUGUUUUAGCGUUUACAUUGUUACCAUAAGUAACAAGUCACUUUAAAUAUGGAACACCAUCCCUGGUGUACUGUAUGUCACACCAAUCUUAAGUUGUGUUUUUUUCUAAUCUUGCAGAACACUACUGUUUUCAUGACUAGUCAGGACAGAGUGCAUGAGUUGACAUUAUUUCAGAUUGUAAAAAAAAGUCUUGUAAAAAUUGAUAGAAGCACUUUGGCCAUCAAUGUAGGUGUGUGGCUAUUUUAAUACAUCACACACCCCCACAAACACACAAAAGAGUAUGACAAACAGAAGAAAAUAAAAACAUUCUAGUAAUCCACUCUCCGGCACAUUAAUCAAGACGUAUUUGUCUAUUCAUAUGGUUUUAUUGAAAAGACACAUAGAAAGCUUGGGAGAAAUCGAAGGUGGCAAGCUGACAUGCUAUAUAAAAGGUCGCCUGUAUGUAAUGAACUGUACGAGCAAGUCACUGUAAAACGUUGCUGUCAGUUAAACGUAAAACAGUAAGUUGUCCUGCUUUUAAGUUUAGGUUUUUAAGUUAACUCAACUUGAGAAAGCCUUGAAUUGAGUUAAGCCUCGAGUUGAGUUAACGGCAGCAGGGCAACUUACCUUUUUACAUUUAGCUGGCUACAAUGUUUUACAAGGUAAAGAGUGUCCUACCACUUUGCUCCUCCACUACCCUGUUAGUGCAAGUGAUGUGUUUACUUGUGUGUGUUAACUUAUUCACUGUAAGUUGUGCAAUAACAGGAGAAAGGAUGGACACCAUCUCCCAGACAUACUAUGUUAAGCUCAUACAGUAUCUAGUGUAUGAGAUUUGUCUAUUGUAAAUGUGAAUCAUAACUAAUUAUUUAUCUAUUGGGAGUGAAUGUAAUACUGUUGGAUACCAGAGGGUCGUCAUGACAGCAGAUACACAGCACCAUGCUAUUUUCUAUCCUGUACACUAUUCACUCAUUCAAUGGCAUUGCAGGCAGAUACUCCUAGUCAUGAUCAGUGGGAACUGUGGAUUUUUGACCAACUUGUAGUUCAAAGACAUUUAUCGAAAGGCUGUUCUUUGAUGUUCCACAUAAAAAAAACUUUGACUGGAUAACGGGCCCAGCUGCAAAUGCAUAAUGUAUGUUUCAGAUGUUUCUCAAUCAUGUUUUUGGAACAUUUAUGUGCUUAAAUGUGAAAAAAACAAUAACAUAAAAAAAACUUUUUUUUGUUGCUUGUGUUCCUGUGCCUGACACUCUUUUGCUGUGUCCCUCUCCACUGCUGCAGUGACCUCACCUCUCUACCAUGCCUGUGGCAACUCAAUCAAAGUACCUACCUGAUGUGAGUCACACAUGUGUAUACUAGUUGCGGUUGCGUGCUCCAAAAAUACACUUUAUAACUUAUUUUCAGGUCUGAGGAAGAGCCAACAUGAGGAUCGGAAUGUUGCCUUGAAAAUAAGUAAUAAAAUUUGGAGUAUAAAAUAAGUAAUGAAAUUUGUUUUUGGAGAAUACAAGUGAGGUGUGAGGACCACUCUCUCCUCCUACUUUUAUCUGGCAGCUGGAGUUGACCCGUAACUCCCAAUUGACUGUAAAACACACCUGUGUCCAUGUGCUACUCACAUUGGGUGGAUGCUCAAGAUUUGGUUGCCCUAUUGCCAAAACCCUGACAAAAAUCAUUCUUCUCCGCUUGGUUCUUAUCUGUUCUAACGGUCAGGGCAUUGGACCGAUUACACACAUCUGGAAUGUAAUUGUGACUGCGCUACGCCAUACCGCUACCUUAUACCUUAUACCCCGCCCGGGCCCUGUCUCCCUGUUGCAUUACAUUGACUACAGUAUGUUGACUGAUAAGACCAUUGUUUUAUUUCUCUGUCAAUAUGCACUGGUAAUAAAAGCACAUGGUUUACUGA